CCGACGCUCCACCUUCUCCUCCCACACUCUCUCGUCUCCACCGUCGUCAUUUCUGCCCCUGCCGCUGACCCGCAGUUACGUCUUACGACUACGAACAACCACAGCGUAGCUGCCGCCGCAUCCUGCCCCGCCCGUGUCCGUCAACGCCGCCGCCCCAGCCCGCAGCGGCGCAGCCUCGGAGCCAGCGAGCGCCUCGCUGCCAGUCGCUGCAAGGCCGCCAGCCCGAGCCAGCCGCAGCGGAACGCCGCCGAUUCCUCUGGUGAAUGGUGAACCGGUGAUCCCUCUCCCGCCGAUUUCCGUUGGUCUGUCUGAUGUGGGCCUAUAUGGCCAAAUGGAAAUGGGUGUGCUUAAUUCUCGGGAUAUUGGUCGGUUUACCCGUAGUUCUGCCGCCCUGCCUACCUUUGACAGAAUUCUUCAAUUGCUCUUCAUAUUCUUGUGGUCAUAAGGAUAUUCUUGGCGUAGAUGGACUGACUCAGAAGUGUGAUUAUAUGAGCAUCAAAAUGUUUGUUCUCUUCCUAGAAAUUAAAUGUUUUUAGUGUGAUGGGAAGUUGCUAUCCAGAUAUAGCCUUUUUUUCUGCUGCGAGGUCUUUUGUAGGUUUUAUCUGAAAUUCUAAGAAAAGAAAAUUCUGGCAGCCUGCCAUCUUCUGUUCCUUGAAGCAACUCUGAAUAUUUGGCUAGUGGAUACGUUGUACUCGGUAUUGUAAAGGCUGGCUUGCUAAUUUCAAAAGAAAAGGGCUGACUUGCUUUGUAAUUAUUGUCUUGCACACUUUGUAACCCAUUUUGCAGAUUUGUGUGUACUUUAGCUAUAUGCUUACCUAUCUUUAACGAUACCCUGUUGCAGCCUUGUAGGAACUCGCUUGGAUGAGGUUAUAAUUCGUAUGGAACGCCAUACAUUGCAUCCUGCUAUUUUCUGUGUUCGUCUUUAUUUCUGUCUCACCGCGUAAGCUUUCAACUUCUGCUAGGUCAUUGAAUGAGAUUGGUGCCAAUUCAGAACUUAUUGAGGAGUGAGUUGCAGUUUGCCUUUUAACAGCUUCAGAAACUAGACUUUCCUUGUUUAUGCUGCUUAAUAGGCUUGGUGAUUCAUCCUUGGACUUAUCACUAACCUAAUGACAACAAGGUAAAAGUUGGUCAAAUCUGGAAGGAAACACGCAAAACAUUAUCAACAUGACUACAAAUGUGACGUCCGGGUGGAGCAUUGUGAAGGAAGAAUUCAUACUUCCUGCUUCAGGUGGCCUUUUCAACAGUUGCCAUGCUUCUACUAUUGUACAGAUUGAGGAAGACAAUUUUUUGGUAGCAUAUUUUGGUGGAUCCAGGGAAGGCGCUCCAGAUGUCAAAAUCUGGUUGCAGAGAUAUAGUGAUGGUUGCUGGCAUCCUCCAGUGGUAGCUGAUGAACAGGAUGGGGUGCCCAUGUGGAAUCCCGUUUUGUUUCAGCUUCCCUCCCGUGAGCUGCUUCUCUUCUACAAGAUUGGUCAAGAAGUCCAGAAGUGGAGUGGUGCCAUGAAAAGGUCGUUGGAUGGUGGUAUAACCUGGUCACAGAGAGAGCAGCUACCACCUGGUAUCCUUGGACCUAUUAAGAACAAGCCUUACUUGCUUGAAGAUGGUCGCCUACUAUGUGGAUCAUCAGUUGAAAGCUGGAACUCUUGGGGUGCAUGGCUCGAGGUUACAGAAGAUGCUGGCCGGACAUGGCGAAAGUAUGGCCCUAUAUGUAUAGAAAGUGAACCACUUGGGGUGAUUCAGCCCGUUCCCUACCAGACUGCCAAUGGCACUAUUCGAGUGUUGCUGCGAUCAUUUGAAACGAUUGGCCGUGUCUGUAUAGCUGAUUCUGUUGACGAAGGUGUGACAUGGAGUUAUGUUCAUGAGACUGAGCUUCCAAACCCAAAUUCUGGUAUUGAUGGAGUUAAGAUGAAGGAUGGAAGAGUGCUGCUUGCCUACAACACCUUCUCCAGAGGAACGCUCAAAAUUGCAAUCUCCUCGAACGAUGGUGAUUCAUGGGAUGAAGUAAUGACAUUGGAGGAUACCCAUGGUAUGGAAUUUUCAUAUCCUGCAGUGAUCCAAACUGUGGAUGAGCUCAUCCAUGUUACGUACACAUACAACCGGACACAGAUUAAGCGUGUUGUUCUUCAACCAAAUGCGAUGGUGAAAUUGUGAGUCUGCGACUGCUGGAGUGGAGAAUUGUGACUGGCAACUUUAAGACACUUAAAUUUAUCUCCACAUGUUUAGUGUGACCAUUGCUUCAUAUUUCCUAGAUUAUGUUCUUGUACUUCUCUGUUCAGUUAGUAUCAAAUAAAUGCUUGCAGCUACAACUUAUUCGACAUUUUCCAAGGUUCAUGUCAAUAAUGAUAUUUUAUAAAUGAAAAGUUGUACGUGUGCCCACAAUUUA
Messenger RNA from Panicum hallii, 2380 nucleotides. RefSeq lists its product as uncharacterized. The record is from RefSeq and is a predicted model, not a curated record. Bases 1165 to 2148 code for a protein of 327 amino acids. The transcript has 8 exons. NCBI's taxonomy places the organism in Eukaryota, Viridiplantae, Streptophyta, Magnoliopsida, Poales, Poaceae.